UGAGAAAAAAAAGAUCUCCCACGCAUGUCUUUGGACUGUCGAAGGAAACCCGAGUACCCAGAGGAAACCUGGGUUUCUUCAAUCACGGAGACAACAUGCAAAGUCCAUGUGUACAGAACUGAAGCAGGAAUCGGACCCUCGACCCUGGAGGCGCGAGGCCACAGUGCAUAACCGCUACCCCAUGGCCACCGGCUACCCAACCAGUGACUGAGCAAUCUUUGGAAAAAAGCAGUGUAUAUUUUUUAAGGUAGAUUUUCAACAUCCUCAAUAGAGUUGAAAAUGAGACUUUUCUUUUAAAUGCAACUUUGCUUUUCUGUCUUUCUAGAAAAAAAAAAGGUUCUACCUAAGAUUAAGCCAUUAUAUCAUGAUGCCAUGAACGGUUAUUCCUUUUUUUUCUUUUUAGGUGUAAAUGAGAUUAAGAUCUAUAGGUUGCACUGUGAGGCACUGUUUGAUAGUAGGCCUAUAGUUCUGCAGAUCGAGCUUCUAGUUUGUGGUCUAUUUUGCUAAGAUUCCUUGCAUUUUCUCAGUUCCAUUCAUCAUAGCCAGGAUGCAAUUUUUUUUUUUUUGAAGAAUAAUUAAAGGGAAAUGAUUCUGUGUCCCUUAUAUACACAUAUAUCUCGUUACUUAGAACCCUAUUUUUUUCUCUAAGUGUCUGUUGUGAACCUUGCUAAUUAACUAGAAGCAAUUCAAUGUAAUUUCAUGAACGCUUAAAGUUUUCAUAAGGAAUGUAAACCAUGCUCUGACAUCUGGCUGCUCAUUCGAGUGUGGUAGCCGGUAAGGGCUUUGGCUCGGUGUGUAUUAGCCAGCUAGCCAUCAUGAGUCGGGAAGAAAGCAGCCUGAGCUGAUAAAAACAAAAACAAAACAAUCUGGAAUAUUCUCCAUUGAAAACAAACUACCGCCGCUGUGUGGUUAAACUGUGCUCGGGGCCACGCUGGCAGGCAUGCGGAUCCGGCUGCAGAGGUCAGGCCAUGCGGCCCUGCUUCUGUCCGAGCUCAACCGCUUCCGUCUGUCACGGCUUCUCUGCGAUGUGGUUCUGCAGGUUGGAGGUCGAUCCUUCCCCGCCCACCGUGCAGUCCUUGCUUGUGCAAGUUCUCACUUUAGCAGCCUGUUAUCUAGAGGGCCGUAUGGCCAGAGUGCCACUCCUCCUACAUUCUCUUUGGACUUUAUCUCUGCAACCAACUUUGAGAAAGUGUUGACUUUUAUUUACACUGGUGAGAUCCUUACUGAUCUGAUAGAUGUCGGUGUGCUGUACGAGUUGGCAGAACGGCUAGGCAUCAGGGAGUUGGUGCGCGCUUGCCAUGCCACCUUCCCAGAUAUGAAAAGCUUAGAUGGAGAUGUUGAAACGGACAUGGCUCCUGCUACUGCCAUGGCUGCCUCUAUGUGCUCUUCAUCCGUGGCGUCCUGCUCUUCUCUGUCGUCUCCUGCUGCUCCCACUCCCGUAGCACCUUCUCCUCUCCCUCAAAACAGAGGAAACCGGUUAAACCGCCCUCAUGUGCUCCCCCUCUCACCUAAAGAGGAGGAUGGCUUUCAGCUACAUCUGAGCUAUAACCAGCUAGCGAACAACAAACAGAGCUCAUUGGAUAACCACCACUCUCCAGCUUCUGAGAUCCUCCCAGCUCUCAAUCUGCAGCUUAAAACUGAACAGGAGGAAGAGAAAGUAGAUGGGAACCAUAGCUCAGACGAACAAGCCAUGAUCAAUGGUAACAAACCAGUACUUACUGAAGUGUGUUCUGUUCCUGACUCAUCAGCACAGGCUGGAGGGGAAACCUGUGCACCAUCCUCAUUUUCUGGUGACCCUUUGGAUAGUCUGCAGCUUAGAGUGGUCGAAGGAGGUGUUGGACUUGGGGUCGGGUCAGUCAAAGAUGCCAUUUUGUUCGGGGAAGAAGAUGAUGCAGAAAAAAGGAGCCUCCAUGAUGGACCUUCAGAUGAUGGAGAGCAAUGGAAAGCCCUGGCCGGGGAUGUAAUCGAACUGAGUGACGAUGAAGAAAAUUACAUUGAGGAAGAGGAAGAUGAUGAAGACCUGAUGUGCAUAGAGAAUGGUGGAAGUGGCGCCCUGGUAAAUCACAGCCACUUGGCACCAUCCUCACAACCUUGUAAAACAUGUGGUGCAUUGUUGCAAGCAGAUAACAAUGUCUUACGCUCUCACGCAGAGACGCACCUGUCCGAAACAGGCAGCUGCCGGGUGUGUGGCGCUUCUUUCAAUGACCGAGCGUCCAGUGUGGCUCAUGCGCUAACGCACGUCGGCAUCCUGUUGUUUUCCUGCGAGAUAUGCGAGUUGCAGUUUUGUACCGAAAUUGAACUGAUCCGCCACAGGCGCCAGUCAGUGGCCCGAUGUGUCCCUCAAAUACCAGAGCAAUUUAACAGCGCCACUCAGGGGCCUGAAGGGGAGCUGCACUGUGCUUUGUGCACUAAAUCCAUUCCUAAGGAUUUAAAGGCUCUCAGGGAGCAUAUGCAGGGUCAUGUGUGUUUCCGGACAUUGCGGUGUGGUGUGUGUCAGUCAACUCAACCUACACGAUGUUCUUUUCUGUGGCACAUGCUUACACACCUCCUUGCCAUCCACUCGUGCCCACAGUGUGCCUGUCCCUUCCUGGAGCGGCCUCAACUCGACACCCACUUAGCCAUGCAUGUUGAACAAGGGGGAGCAUCCAAAGAGGAUGAAGGCAGUCAGGAGAGCAGUACAGAAGGACAGGGCGAGUUUCAGUGCUUCCUAUGUCCACAGACCUUUCCUUCAGAUGCAGCCUUUCAUUACCACCUAAGCACGCACCCUAGUGAGCCGCAAACCUGGUCUGCCAAGCGUAAGGCAGACCAGCCACUAGAGUUUUCUUCUUCCUCUUCCUCCCCACUGGAAUCAGGGGGCAUGAGCAAACACGGUGCCAUAGGCUUUAACAUGGGCACUUUUAUUCCAGACAAAAUGAUUCAAGCUGGUAUGCCGUUCCCUGCCGGACUUUUACAGAAUGGCAGCUCUUCCGGUUGCCCUCAAACGGGCACGGUUUUGAAACAGAAGUGGUACCGGUGCAGGUAUUGCGGCAAGCGUUUUGCACACUCCGGCGAAUUCACCUACCACCUCCGAAUCCACACAGGAGAGAAGCCGUACCAGUGCAAGGUGUGUCUGCGCUUUUUCCGUGGCCGCUCCACCAUGAUCUGCCACUUGAAGACGCACGCCGGUGCCCUGAUGUACCGCUGCACCGUGUGCGGCCUCUACUUCUCAACGCUGAAGAUGGUCUCGUCGCACAUGGAACUCCACAAGGACCACCUACCUCCUGACUUCAACAUUGAGGAAACGUUCAUGUACAACGACCACUCUAAAGAGCCGGUCCCUAACCUAGACACCUGAAAUUUUACAUUUUAAACUCAUGUGCCUCAGUACUUCCUAUCACCUGUGACCAUUGUUCAGGACCAAGUAGAAUUAGGAUGCUGUUAAAUGUUUUUAUGUGCUAGAGACAUAAGAUUGAAGUAGGUACUGUUAUUACAUUGCCACUUGGUGGCAGCAUUUCUUUAUUCUGAGGGCACACUGACUGUUCGCGUGGACGUGAGGUUUGAUGAUUAGUUUAGGAUUACCUCUUGAUAUUCUUCCUUCUACUCAUCGUGUAAUUAAUAUAAGCUAAAUGUAUAUAUUCUAGGGUUACAACAGCAUAUUGUAUCACCAGUAAAUACGGUAGUGUAAAAGGACAUUGUGGAAGAAAUCUAAGAAGGCAGGAUACAAGACUGUGCCAUGCUUUGUUGCCCUCAUACAGAGUGUUUUACUAGGUUAUUUAGUUUUAAUUCACUCGUUUUAGUAUGAUGUGUUUGAAUCCAGCACUAAGUGCACGUUUAUUAAUUACGUGUUGUGUAUUAAGACAGAAUCAAGGAUGGGGGAAAUUAAAAACAGCCACGUCCAUCAAAACUGAGAGGAAACAUAGAUUAAGAUAUAAAUCCUGUGCAGUCAGUAUAUUUAUAUACUGUCACCUUUUUUAUAAGCUAUCCAGUGUUCAUCUUUAUUAUAGCAUGUAUUUUACUGAAAACUGAGACAGCCAAGAUAAAUUGACAAUUUAACAGUUUGUGUAUCUUUGAAGCAGCAGGAAUAAGUAGCAUUAUUAAUGCCAUUUCUAACAUUACACACUGGUGACCUGAGGACCGAUGUAGUCUGCAAUGUCAGGACCAAGAACAAGUCCAGCAGUAAUAUCUCUUUGAGAAGUGUUAAAAAAAAAAAAAAGAAGAACCUAUCGCGGGCUAAUUCCACAACGUGUAAUAUAUAUUUUUUUUAAAUGUGUAAGCAGUACCUGAUCAUACAGUUUAAGAUCUAUAACUAUUUAUUUAUUUAUAGCUUUUUAUGUUGAUACAUUAUAUUUUGUAAGGGGUGUUUUCAUUAUAAAUACAAGCGUAUUACUUUGGUCUCGACCGUAUUUGUUUCAUAUGUGUUCUGAAUAAAAUCAAGAGGUUGUUACAGCAGUUUGAUGUGAUCUUUGCAUGCAAGCAUAACAUUUUCCACCGUCAAACAAGACAAGCGCAGUACAAGUGAACUAAGAACAAGAACACAGGUUCGAAAAGACCUUUUAUGCCAUGGGCGAUUUAAAUAUAAGAUAUUGUUUAAAAAGGAAAAAAAGGGGGGGGGGGGGGGGUAAGCUCAGAAAACAUUUCAGUAAUGAAAGUUAUUUAUUUUGUCCAGUGUAGAGACAUCAUCCUCUGCAAAUCUUUCACUGCUAGUCUUCAUUUUAUCUGUGGCAUGUUUGUCAGCAGCUUCCUGUGGGACCGUGAUGUAGGAGUUU
Messenger RNA from Clarias gariepinus (North African catfish), 4745 nucleotides. RefSeq names its product zinc finger and BTB domain-containing protein 39. Gene Ontology annotation, biological process: regulation of cytokine production; negative regulation of transcription by RNA polymerase II; regulation of immune system process. The transcript is spliced from 3 exons. Lineage: Eukaryota; Metazoa; Chordata; Actinopteri; Siluriformes; Clariidae. Bases 941 to 3334 code for a protein of 797 amino acids. The record is from RefSeq and is a predicted model, not a curated record. Gene Ontology annotation, molecular function: protein binding.